AUGACAAAUAUAAACGUUGUUGGAUAUGUAGUCCUAAUAUUAGGAAUGAUGAUGGGUACCAUCCAAGGCGGGACUUAUGAAGAUGUAUAUAACCUUCGAACAACUUUACUGACGUCAUAUGAUGCUGACAUUCUUCCAUUAGAUGACCAGUCUGGUUCGUUAAACAUUAAUUUAUCAAUGAUGGUAUUUACGAUGCCGGAAGUUAAUCCAGUACAGGGCGCCAUUACAAUGGGUGUAAUGGUGACCCAGGAAUGGUACGACGAAAGAUUAACCUGGACACCAUCUGACCAUAGCGGCACCAUGAUCAUUUCAAUGAAAUCUGGGAAUAUUUGGACUCCGCCACUAACAGUGUCCAAUCCAAUCACGUUUACGCUCUUGGAUUCGUCAUGGAUGCAGACGAAAAUAAUGUCUAGUGGUAAAGUAAUGUACACUGUUGGCGGAAUUAUACAGUUUUCUUGUUCGUUUAAUAUGAAGUUUUGGCCUUUUGAUAAGCAUAUUUGUACCUUAAAUUUAUUUCCCUAUGGUUACAUGGUGAACGAAGUGAGCUUUUCUGUACCGGGAACUGUGGUUGACACUAGUAUCUAUUCAGAAAACGGUGAAUGGUUUCUGGAUAAGGACUCGUUUAACUACGAACUAGGCACUGUCUUCGGCAUGAAUGAAAUAGCGUACAGUUUUAAAAUUGCACGAUUGUCGGCAUUUUAUUUGCUUACUGUCAUUUUACCUAUCAACGGUAUCGGAAUGUUGACAUGUUUGGUAUUUCUUCUGCCUACUGAGUCAGGUGAACGGGUGGGCUACUCUAUAACAAUUAUGUUAUCCCUUGCCGUGUUUCUGACGGUAACUGCCGAGGAAUUGCCGAAAAACUCCGAGCCUCUACCAAUCAUAACUGUGUAUAUUCUCUUUAACCUAGCAAUCUGUAUCAUAGGGCUUCUUUUCGUCAUUUUAAAUUGGAUACUCUUUAACAGGACUGAAAAAGAUGAUAUGGCAGAAAUUUACAAAUCGACGGUAAGAUUCACACGGAGGAAAUGGUGUAAACGUAAAAUUAGAGAUGACCCACCGCGUAAAACUUCUGUGGUUAGAAUAAAUGUCAAAAGCAAGAAAAAAUUCCCAGAUUUCGGCGAUGAGAUAGCAGACGAAGAUAUUGGAUGGAAAGAUGUAAGUGAAGCGGUGGACAAAAUAAUGUUUGUCCUCUUCGUAGUUGUCACUUACAUUCCAUCUAUCAUUAUUCUUAUUUACACAGCAGCAGCUUCCGGUUACAUUAAAGGUUAA
Ruditapes philippinarum (Manila clam) is the source of this 1266-nucleotide messenger RNA. Its product is annotated as acetylcholine receptor subunit alpha-like. The record is from RefSeq and is a predicted model, not a curated record. Bases 1 to 1266 code for a protein of 421 amino acids. Gene Ontology annotation, biological process: monoatomic ion transmembrane transport; chemical synaptic transmission; regulation of membrane potential. Gene Ontology annotation, molecular function: extracellular ligand-gated monoatomic ion channel activity; neurotransmitter receptor activity; transmembrane signaling receptor activity. The transcript has a single exon. NCBI's taxonomy places the organism in Eukaryota, Metazoa, Mollusca, Bivalvia, Venerida, Veneridae. Gene Ontology annotation, cellular component: membrane; neuron projection; synapse.